GAGCCUACAGUUAUCCUUAGACGUGGCACCACUUCGGUUCGGUUUGCGUGGAUCCGUCGCGGGUUGAACGCUGGGUUUGGUACGUCAGACGGGUGUGUAGUUGUGAUGACGACUUUGAACCAAAUAGUUUGUACCUUCGGUGGAAUAUGGUGUGUACUAUAGUGCGAGGACAAUGACGAUUGUGACGCGGAUGGUGGCUGCCGCUUGACUGUAGUGGUGUCGCAUUGGUGACGGGACGAGAUGUCAGUGUAGAGGUGCGUAACUAUUUAUCUAGCAAUUAUUGGCUGUUGCUGUCGCGUGGUACCACUAUAGACCGUGCUUUAGUGGGUGCGACGAGCGGAUGGAAAGAAUCCAAGAGGAUGGCAAUGGGUGAUGAACUGUUUUUUGUUGCUUCUGUUGGUGGCGUUGGCUUCCGUUCGGUAGUGACGGAAAAAGGCUCGCUGUUACGCUCGCUGUUACAAAAACAGACGAGCCACGAUAGAAGACGACUAGUUUCGGAUCUGCAUUCGGGCGGAACACUACCUGGAAUUGAUAUUGUGUUUGUGGUCGAAUGAAACGUUUAGAAAACAUUAUCGUCAUGUUUUUCACACACGCAAAUUAAAAAAAAAGGAAUGUGUAGUAAUUGGAGCGAUAUGUCUCGCUCUCAGCCCACCUGUUUUCACAAAUCCAUCGAGCAGACUUUCAACAAAAAAGUUUAAGAAGAGCCAGAUUCCGUUUCCACAGUGAAUUUCAACCGAAAAGUGAGAAACACAAUUUUUGUUUUCCCUCGUUCCACCCUGUCGGUUCGCCGAAGUCGGAACAUUGUUUGUUUAGUUGUCUGCCCCGCUGGCUAGGCCAGAGAGCACAACGGUCGCUGUUUUUGCGCGUUUCCUCCCCCAAAGCACACCAUAAAUCAUAACGUAAUAAAUUCGUAACAAAUUUCUUCGAUUAUUUUGUGUGCUUUCCCUCCGACCAUCGGUCUGUAAAAAAAUCUAAAAAAAAAAUAAGAAACUCCCCAUCACUGAAGAGACGAUAGCUGGAAUACAAAUUUCGCUUUCUAUACAUCGCUUCCCUUUCCCCCUCGUGAAAAACUCAACAUUGGCGCGUGGGAGUGAAGGGAAAACUCUCCUUCUUACGGGAGGGAAAAAUAAGAAAAAACAAAACCCAACGAAUGGCAAUUCGGGCGUAAGAAAAUCCAAAACAAAGCGCCCAAAUCUAUACACACUGCUGCUUCGUGGCACACUAAGUAAACAAAUACACAUACGCACCGAAUCCCACGCACGAUACACGCAGAGAAAUCGGAAAAGAUAGUGCAGCAAUGGCAGCGAUUUUCCAUUAAUGUGAUUAAUGAUGUGCGAAAGCGAUUAGUGAAAUUAGGCAAUUCAGAGGAGCUUAAGGCUACCGAAGUUGCCCUCGGGCUAAGCCAGCUGUGAGGAGAUUGUGAGUUUUGUGAAUUUGUGAUUAUUUUUUUGUUGCUGUCCGUCGUGUCUGUGUGGUGAUGCUGAUAAAAAUAAGCCAUUGAUGAAGCGAAAGAGAUGGUGAAAAAUGUGCUGAGUGAUACCAAAUGGGUUCCUGUUUUGGUUGGCGUUCGUUGGGAGGGAAAAUACAUUGAGCGGCGUUUUUCAUCCCCUUCAGAAAGUCAUCAUGAUGUGAAGAUUUUUGUUUGGUGUUGAUUGAAUUAGAAAACCGAAAUCGUUGUUGACUCCGUAUCUGAUAAGCGGCUGCUUCCGAGGUUUGGAGAGUAGCGAGUGGUUCCCCACCUAAAGGCCUCUCGCGUCGCAGGCGAGAACAAUAGCGCCACAAUGGAGUUCAAGCCCUCCACAAUCGCGACGAUAGACAAAGGCAACCCUCCGCUGCCGGCUACCCUCCUGCAUCCACCUGCCUCGCCAACGAACGUUGGAUGCUGCGCGAUGGGUCACCACACCCCUCCGAGGCCACCUUCGGAAAUUUACUUCGAAAGCCGGGGCAAAUGCUGUAAGAAACUGCUCCGAUACAACGGAUACCCGAACAAGGUUUUACUCUACCCGGAAGAAGGAUGGGCGCGCAGUGCGGCGUCUAGUUAUUGGACAAUAUCGCCUUGUCGAUGGCGAAGGAAUCGCUGCAUCGUCGAAGAAGUGGCUGGAUCCAGAAAACAAUCAACUCAAGGACGAAUGAUCGUGGUGGGUGACGGUGCGCUUCUCAUAGUGGGCACCUUCAAAAGACGAGUUCCUGAUCCUGACUUUAAGCUGUACCUGUCCUCCAACAUCACGCUGGCCGAUUACAACAUGGGCUACUGUCUGACCGGAACGCUCGAGCGGGGUGACCAACGGGCGAACCAAUUCCAGACGACGCAUUUCGCCGUGAUUCGACGAUGUUGGCCGUCAAACGAACCGGACUCGGGGGGACACAAAACACAGCACACGUACAUUGAUUUCCUCUUCAACCGAUGAUAAAGUGUGGAAUUGAUGUCCCGCCGUCAUUUGUAGGCGCGGAAGAAUAUGGAAAUAUAUACGUACCGUUCGUUAGCAAACAAACAAACAAAAAAACCGAGAUAAUCUAGCGAUGGGGGAAACAAAAAUACUCAUAAAUUCAGCGGAAAUAAGUUUGGGUGAUUAUUUAUUCAUUUGUGCCCCGAAGCUGAAAACAAAAAGCGUAAGUACUUCGACCAUAACAGUAACAAACAUGCUGAAUAUGUACAGAGACGAACAUAAAACAGAAGUUUAAGAACAGAAAAAAAAAUCAAAAUUACCAGCGAAAUAAAAAAUAUUUUUGUAAUGAUCGUUUUGUAAAUAGCCACCAACCUACAUAUUUAAUGGUAAUGACAAAUAAUGGAACGGAAAAUAUGCUGAUAAAUUUAUGGGCUUCAAUCUCAAACAGAUUAAACGGAAAUUGUUCUCCCCCGCACAGUAAACACCCGGUAUCAUGCGUAGGUUAUAUGUGCUUGUUGCUGUUCCGCGACAUUUUUUUCUCCCUAUAUGUAUCGUUUUCAGUCGAUCGAAUAUUUCAUAUUAACCUCGGGACAUUUUUAUAUUGCAGCGAAGUUGAGCGGAAAUUUAUUACCCAUCUGCAACGUCGUACCGACGUGUGAACCGCAUGAAUUAUAUUUUUAAGUUAAUCUUCGACAAAUUAUUGUAUCAGUGGAAAUGACCUGUGGGUAUUAUACUGCAGCGUAAUUGGUUUGAAGCAUCCCCAUUUUCAUGCUCAUCCUUGCGUAGAAAAGAAGUCCAGCGAAUAGAGAAUCAGCUAUUUGUUCCAAACAGGAAUUUUCAUUGUACUGACAAAACAAAUACAAAACGUACAAGUACCGGGCGUAAACCCUUUCUCGUCCCGGGACUGCAAUUGAAUGAUAUUAAUGUCCUGCCAGUAUCUAACGUCCAUGAUGAUAGUUGUUUAUGAAACAAACAAACAAACAAAAAAACAAGAAACUAUGGAGAAAUGCAUCUUCACUACUAGAUAACAAACACACACUCACACUGAAUCUGCUGCGAUCUGUUGCGAGCAUCAUCUACGAAUAGGUGGCUUGAUUUUAUCGAAAGUAGUGCGGAGGUAAACAUAAAACAAAAUCAAAAUAAAACGAGGAAAUUGCUUAAAGCGCUUGCAUCAAUGUCUAGAGCUCAAUUCAAUAGAAUAAAAAACAUACUAACGUAAAUCGAACAUACAGUACCAGAAAAAUAGUGUGUAUGCCAAAUGCCUAACAAAUAAAACAGACAGGAAUGAACAACACUUUUUUGUGUAGAACAGAGGGGAAGGAUAAAAUAUGAUUGAUAAAAUAAAACCUGCAUAAAACCACAACCAAAGAUUAGAGAGAUCGCGGUUAAAGAACUAUAGUGAAACUAAAAUGACAUUUUUGUACCGAACAAACAAACAAACAACACUAUGAAAACCACGAGCCAAGAACUCAAACCAAGCCUAGAAACCGCAAUCCUUCCGAGUUUAUUUUACUAUAUAUACAGGCUGUAGCAGACAAAAAAAAACCUAGGCGCCGCCGUUAUGCGUACAUAACCGGAAACACGCGCAAACGCUGCUUAAAAUUUUAUAGUUUUGUGGAUAGUUAGACGAACAUAGAUGCGACCGACCGACCGGGGCGGCUGAGAAGUGCUAUCUAUUUUUUCUACUUAGCAUUUAUAUGAGUGUAUUUAGGACGGAAAGAAUUAGAAAAGUUCGUCGAGUGUAGGGAGCUGCGAAUGCAUCGUGUGCAUCGGCCAAUUUGAAUUUGGAAAAACUAUGAGCAAAAAUCGUUCGUCGUCGCAAUCGUACGAAACACAAAAACAACAGCGAAACAAAUAAAGAUGGAAGAAAAGUACGCAAUGCAAAAUUGUACGCAGAAAGCUAGAAAUAAAUGUAAUUACAGUUAUAUUUUUAAAUGUAUCAAGUACUGUAGAGGAGGGUAAGAAUUUUG
Toxorhynchites rutilus septentrionalis is the source of this 4357-nucleotide messenger RNA. RefSeq lists its product as uncharacterized. The transcript is spliced from 5 exons. The coding region runs from base 1782 to 2408 and encodes 208 amino acids. NCBI's taxonomy places the organism in Eukaryota, Metazoa, Arthropoda, Insecta, Diptera, Culicidae. The record is from RefSeq and is a predicted model, not a curated record.